This is a messenger RNA of Rhododendron vialii, 2275 nucleotides long. Its product is annotated as pentatricopeptide repeat-containing protein At5g66520-like. The record is from RefSeq and is a predicted model, not a curated record. Gene Ontology annotation, molecular function: protein binding; zinc ion binding; RNA binding. NCBI's taxonomy places the organism in Eukaryota, Viridiplantae, Streptophyta, Magnoliopsida, Ericales, Ericaceae. The coding region runs from base 65 to 2080 and encodes 671 amino acids. Gene Ontology annotation, biological process: RNA modification. The transcript is spliced from 2 exons.
GUUUUUCGUUUUUCUCUUCCUUUAUUUGUCUAAGCCGAAUAAUUCAGUCAAUGACUGAGACGAGAUGAACACAACGACCACCACCACCAUCACCGCAGAACAACCUUAUCACCACCUCACACCGAAAAACCACCCACCACCAGAAACCCCAACCUACUCCCAAAAGAAACUCCUGCGCCUGUUGAACACCAAAUGCACCACUUCCCUUCAACAUCUCAAGCAAACCCAUGCCUUGAUACUAAGAACCGACCAUUUCCAGGACCACUACGUAUCUGGGUCCUUGGCAAAUUCCUACGCGAAUCCUGAUUUCGAAACCCUAGACUUUUCGGUACGGGUUUUCGACCAGGUCCGAAACCCGAAUGUCUUUGUAUGGAAUUCUUUGGUCAGAGGGUUUCUUGAUAACAACCAGCCAUUGAAUGCCUUAUCUUUUUAUAGUACUAAAAUGGUGGGUUCAAGGUCUAAGCCUAAUAAGUACACUUAUCCUCUAUUGUUAAAGGCUUGCGCUGUUUUGGGCGCGGUUGAAGAAGGGGUGCAAGUCCAUGCCCAUGUGGUGAAGUAUGGGCUAAGUGGAGGUAGGCAUGUAAGAAGUGCUGGCGUUCAUAUGUAUGUAUCGUUCGGGCGAGUUUUGGAUGCCCGGAACGUGCUUGUUGGAGGUCCUGAACCAGAUGUUGUGUGUUGGAACGUGAUGAUUGAUGGGUACUUCAAGUGUGGGAAUGUUGAAGAAGCUAAAAAGGUGUUUGAGGAUAUGAAAGAAAAGAACAUUGGGACUUGGAAUGCCAUGGUCAGUGGCUUCGCUAGCUGUGGGAUGAUUGUGGAGGCAGUGGAGAGUUUUAACCGAAUGCCGGAAAAGAAUGAUUUAUCUUGGAGUGCAAUGAUUGAUGGGUAUAACAGAGGAGGCUAUUACAAGGAGUCCUUGGCAAUUUUCAAGGAAAUGCAAAGGGAGAAACUUAAGCCUAGUAAAUUUGUACUGUCUAGUGUUCUAGCAGCCUGUGCUAAUUUGGGGGCUAUUGAUCAAGGCAGGUGGAUACAUAGGUACAUUGAAAGUGAAUCAGUUCCACAGGGUGCUAUAUUGGGGACUUCCUUGAUUAAUAUGUAUGCUCAAUGUGGGCUUAUAGACUUGGCACGGGAGUUUUUUGACAACAUGAAGCAGAAAGAAGUUUUUACUUGGAAUGCCAUGAUUGGAGGGCUUGCUGUGAAUGGUCGCGCAGAGGAUGCGAUUCAGGUUUUCUUCCAGAUGCAAAGGGAGAAGAUGAAGCCAGACGACAUCACCUUUGCGGCUAUUCUAAAUGCUUGUGCUCAUGGUGGAUUGGUUGAUAAAGGGUUAGAUUUUCUCCAUUCUAUGAAGCAAGAUUAUGGAGUUGAGCCUAAAGUAGAGCACUAUGGUUGUGUGGUUGAUCUGCUCGGAAGAGUAGGGCUCUUGAAGGAAUCAGAGGAUGUAAUAAAUUCCAUGCCAAUAGAACCCAAUGCAGCUGUUUGGGGAGCGCUUUUGGGUGCUUGUGGGAAACAUGGAAAUGUCGAGUUGGGUGAGAGAGUAGGGAAGAUAUUACUUGAAUUGGAGCCACGGAACAGUGGCCGGUAUGCCUUGUUAUCGAACAUCUAUGCCAAGGCAGGGAGGUGGAAAGACGUUGAAAAUUUGAGAAAAUUAAUGAAGGAAAGAGGGGUGAAAACAAAUACUGGAAAAAGCUUGAUUGAUGUUGAUGGAACUGUUCAUGAAUUCAAAAUGGGAGAUGGGUCGCACCCUCAAAUGCAGGAUAUCUACUCUUUGUUGGAAGUAGUCAUUAGAAAGUUGAAUUUGGAAGGGUAUUUGCCAAAAACAUCAGAAGUUUUGUUCGACAUUGAUGAGGAGGAAAAGCAAACUGCAUUAAGGUAUCACAGUGAGAAGCUUGCUAUUGCUUUUGGGCUUCUUAAAACAACACCAGAUACAACUAUCCGCAUUGUGAAGAACCUUAGAGUUUGCGAUGACUGUCACAAUGCAACCAAGCUCAUUUCAAAGAUCUACAACCGGAAGAUAAUUGUGAGAGACCGAGUGCGGUACCAUCAUUUUGAAAAUGGAGCUUGUUCCUGCCAAGAUUUUUGGUAGGUUUCAUCCAGAUAGCAGAACGACGAAUGUCUCCCAAAUGAUGUUGAAAAUUUUAAUCUGCAUAUUAACAAGGAGAAAAUCAUUUCCCAAAUUAUCGAUACAAUUAUAUCCCUGCCUAGACCUUGUAAUAGUAAGCUAUCAUUUUGUGAAAUAUGAGACCUAUGACUUCGCAGUGGAAAGAACAACUUUAUAUCC